AUGACUGCUCCCAGUGGCGAUGCCAGCAACGUGCUGCAGGAGGUUAGCCUGCCUGUGGUGGGCAUCAACGAGUGCCAGUCCAAGUACGAGUCGGCGUCGAGCUUCCAGAGACAGUUCCCAGGCGGCUUCGGCGACACCAAGCUGUGUGCCGCCGAGAAGGACGGCGGCAAGGACGCGUGCCAGGGCGACUCUGGCGGACCGAUGGUGCUUACGGGUGCCGACGGCAAGUAUCAGCUGAUUGGCGUCGUGUCGGCCGGAGUGGGCUGCGGCACUCCCGGCUUCCCCGGAGUGUACACUCGCGUCAGUGCCUAUCUGGACUGGAUACAGCAGAACAAGUUCUGAUGCGUCUUUGAAGACACAGAGACGUCCGACAAAGCGUGCCUUCAGGCCCCAACUAUGAGCCUGUUCAUCGUGAUUCGAUAUUGUCUGUAUGAAAAUUGUAGCAAACCCUUAGACGCGCGGAGUGCCUUGAGAAGAAACCAUUCCAGGCGAAAAAGGUGAAGACGGUCAGCUGCAUUGUUACCGCAGCUGUUUACAUCAGUACUAUUUUGAACAAUUUCUCACUAACUGUUGCUAUAAAGCUGCCCAUAAUUCGCAUAUACCUGAUGCACACGGGCAUGGUUAGAAUUGAUGCAGUGGAUUGUCUGUCUCUAGAUCAAGACGAUUAAAGCGGUCCGUCUGCUCUAGCAAUGUGCGUGAGUGAGGAAAUAUUCUGGGCUGAUGACGUUGAGUUAGUGAUCCUUGUUGAAGCGAUCUUUAAAAAGGGAAGACAUGCUGACCAGCUUGUCACACUUGGUGCCUUCUCUCAAUGCCAGUGCUGAGCGAGUCCACCCAGCUAUGGGAGCGGUGAGCAUUGAUCGUCGCAAUUCGUUCCACACUUUCUCGAAGAGCCAGACGAGAACCGUGGAGCUAAGUGAGUGUGCCGUUUUUUCUCAGCCUAAACCUUUUACAGCACUCGUGACAUUUUUAUUUCGGCUGACAAUAUUUGGAUCAGUGGCGUUGAUCUUGAACCGGACUGCAAUAAACCUUUUACUUGAAA
Messenger RNA from Pollicipes pollicipes, 1039 nucleotides. RefSeq names its product proclotting enzyme-like. Lineage: Eukaryota; Metazoa; Arthropoda; Thecostraca; Pollicipedomorpha; Pollicipedidae. The transcript has 3 exons. Gene Ontology annotation, biological process: proteolysis. The record is from RefSeq and is a predicted model, not a curated record. Bases 1 to 342 code for a protein of 113 amino acids. Gene Ontology annotation, molecular function: serine-type endopeptidase activity.